Molecule: messenger RNA, 992 nt
Organism: Scleropages formosus (Asian bonytongue)
Lineage: Eukaryota; Metazoa; Chordata; Actinopteri; Osteoglossiformes; Osteoglossidae
Gene: chmp5a
Product: charged multivesicular body protein 5a
Exons: 8
Coding region: 104-766 (220 amino acids)
Biological process (GO): vesicle budding from membrane; late endosome to vacuole transport via multivesicular body sorting pathway
Cellular component (GO): multivesicular body
Source: RefSeq, a predicted model, not a curated record
GCGCUCCUUCCGGGUGUUACUCGGUGUUUUCUGUUCGCCUGGGAGGGGAAAAUAGCUGCUUUUCCCCACGAAUAUAAACUAAGCGAGCUUUUAAAGUGUAACAAUGAACCGUAUAUUUGGCCGAGGAAAACCCAAAGCGCCUCCGGCGAAUCUCACCGACUGUAUCGGAAAUGUGGACUCUAGAGUGGAGUCUGUUGACAAGAAGAUUGCCAGGCUGGAUGCAGAGCUGGUCAAGUACAAAGAUCAGAUGAAGAAAAUGAGAGAAGGUCCUUCAAAGAACAUGGUGAAGCAGAAGGCAAUGAGAGUGCUGAAGCAGAAGAGAAUGUAUGAGGGCCAGAGAGACAACUUAGCACAGCAGUCAUUCAACAUGGAACAGGCAAACUAUACAAUACAGACACUGAAAGAUACAAAAACAACAGUAGAAGCUAUGAAGAUUGGUGCGAAGGAAAUGAAGAAGGCAUACAAGAAUGUGAAAAUUGACCAGAUUGAGGACCUUCAAGACCAGCUGGAGGACAUGAUGGAGGAUGCCAACGAGGUGCAGGAGGCCCUGAGCCGUAGCUACGGCAUGCCAGAGAUUGACGAGGAUGAUCUAGAGGCGGAACUGGACGCCCUCGGGGAUGAGCUCCUGCUGGAUGAAGACAGCUCGUACCUGGAUGAAGCCUCUUCUGCACCUGCCAUCCCAGAAGGAAUGCCCAGCAGCACCAAGACGAACAAGGAUGGUGUUCUGGUGGAUGAAUUUGGAUUGCCACAGAUUCCUGCUACAUAAGCAAAUGCAUACAGCGCUCCAAAACAAUUUUAUAUGUAAAAUAUGACAUUUAUAUAAAUAACUAACUAAUCUGGGUUGUAUAAACAACUCUUUAUAUAUUUGAAGUGAUAGGUAAAAACGACUCUUCUGUUAUUGUUCCUAUAAUGCUAAAAUGAGGUCUUACAUUUGAUCAGUCUUUGGUUUGUUUACUUUGCUUAUUUAAAAUAAAAAGUGCAUUGAAAUUAAA